Molecule: messenger RNA, 1527 nt
Organism: Durusdinium trenchii
Lineage: Eukaryota; Dinophyceae; Suessiales; Symbiodiniaceae
Source: the annotation of a GenBank genome assembly
AUGGGGAGAAUGAUGGAGAAUGAGAUGGGGAACAUCAACCGAACGCCAACUCUGGUGACCUUAGAGGUGACCAACAGCAACGCCUCCGCGACCCCCCUGCAAGGCUUCAAGACGGCCUUCGGUGGCGGUCGCAGCUCGGGCUUCGGUGCGGAUGCGCAGCUCGUGGAGCGGCGAGCAAAACGGCGAUGGAGUGUCCAGAGCCCUUGGAAGACCUUGAUGUUGGAUGAUUUUGGGCUCCGAAUUCCUGUCAGCCUGUUUCAGGUGUCAAUCUUGGAAAGGAAGACCCAGACGCAAGAUGAUGACUCAAAACCCAUCCGAUGUUUCUCAGGUCUGAUCUACGAGAAUCUGGAGAAGAUGAAGAAAUUCGAGCCAAAGUACCGCCUGAAGCGUGCCGGUCUGGGCGGCGAGAAGAGCGGUCCAGGACGCCGUGCCAAGAAGGACACCAAGAACAGGAUGAAGAAGGCUCGCGGCAAGGAGAAGGCCAAGGACUACCUGGAGACAGACCUUCGAACCUUGCUGCAGAGUAUCUCCUUGCGGCGCUCUUUGGUGUCGCUACGUGCCACAGGCCAUUUGUUGGUUGGCGCCUGUAAGAUCUAUGUGAAGAAGUGCACCUUCUUCGAGGAGGAGGCGGAGGAAGUGCGAACUGCACUGAUGAUGGCGUUCAGCCGCCCCUCCGAUGCCCAGGAGGACAUGGCUCCACAAAUCCGGGAGGUGAGAACCCAUACAGCUCCGCCAGAUCAGGCUCUCUUGGGUGGCAAGAGGCACAUGGCCCGCAUCGAGGACAUUACUCUGAAGGACUCUGGCAGGACAUCGAUUCCAUCGGUGUCAUUGCAAGAGAACGAUGACCUCUUUGGUUCGUUGUCUCAAAUCGAGCUAGAGGAGGUCAUGCGCGCGGUGCGGAAGAGGGUCCUCCCCAAGAGCGCUUUGGAGGAGCUGGACUCCAAGACCUCCAUCAACGACUUGGACUUUGAUACUCUUCCGCUGGUGGCGCUUUCAGACAAGCCGCAGGUGGAGGAGGAAGAGGAUGUGCAAAUGCUAGGCGACGGUGAGGAGGAUGUGAUGCCCAUGGACCUGAAUGCCGGCAUCGAAGAUGAGGCCACACCAGCUCCAUCAGCGCACACGCCUGCGCUGCAUACUUCGCCAAUUCUGCUGGGUGCCGCGCAUACCUCGCCAAUUCCUUUGCAGGGUGAGGAUGACUUGGACCAGGUCGCUGCGCAGGCGGCCCUGCAAUUGGUGCCCUUCCCGAAUCCCGUCGUGGCUCGGCAAUUGCUGACCUUGGGCGAGGAGGAGCGACAGGCGGUGCUGACCUUCUUCCCAGCGCCCAGGAGAGAAGAGGUUCAGAUACUCUUGGAUCAGGCACCAGAUCCGAAUGCCCCAGCCAGCGCACGAGCCGCGUAUGCGAGGUAUCAGGCGCCUGAGCCGUUGCCGCUGGAACCUGGUGCCACGGUCGCCGCGCCCUUUGAGAGGUACAAAUUCAAACUCAUCAGCGUCUCCAAUAGUGGCUCCCAAAUAACCCUGGACUCGUAG